CCUGUUUAUUUUUUCUUUUAUCUUUCAGUUGGUGAUAAGGUGCCCGCUGACAUCAGAGUGACCUCGAUAAAGUCCACCACCCUGCGAGUGGACCAGUCCAUCCUCACAGGGGAGUCGGUGUCCGUCAUCAAACACACGGACCCCGUUCCUGACCCCCGAGCCGUCAACCAGGACAAAAAGAACAUGCUGUUUUCUGGCACAAACAUCGCGGCGGGCCGAGCCAUCGGGGUCGUCGUUGCUACCGGCGUUUCCACGGAGAUCGGAAAGAUCCGUAAUCAGAUGGCCGCUACGGAACAAGAGAAGACGCCUCUGCAACAGAAGCUGGACGAGUUCGGACAGCAGCUCUCCAAGGUCAUCUCGCUCAUCUGCGUGGCCGUGUGGGUCAUCAACAUCGGCCACUUCGGAGACCCCGUCCACGGCGGCUCCUGGGUCAGAGGGGCCAUCUACUACUUUAAGAUCGCCGUGGCGCUGGCUGUGGCCGCCAUCCCCGAGGGCCUGCCCGCUGUCAUCACCACCUGCCUGGCCCUCGGCACGCGCCGCAUGGCCAAGAAGAACGCCAUCGUUCGCAGCCUGCCAUCAGUGGAGACGCUGGGCUGCACCUCCGUGAUCUGCUCUGACAAGACGGGAACCCUGACCACCAACCAGAUGUCCGUCUGCAGGGUGAGUGCUGACGCUUUCUACCUCCGCGCCAACGAAUCGCCGCGUUCCUGA
This is a messenger RNA of Plectropomus leopardus (leopard coralgrouper), 711 nucleotides long. NCBI's taxonomy places the organism in Eukaryota, Metazoa, Chordata, Actinopteri, Perciformes, Serranidae. The record is from RefSeq and is a predicted model, not a curated record.